AUGCCUAUUUCGAUUCUAGAUCAGGAACUCCAUACCAGCACGACAACCUCCAAAAUGGCAGCAAUCAGGAUACCACAGCUAAUAACGAGUUUAACGAUAACAACAAAAACUUUUUUUAGUGUGCGGACUGCGAAAAGAAGUUCUUUCAAAGCGUUACCUCAGCAUACACGAGAGAAGUCACACCGAGAGAAGCCGUACCACUGCAGUGAUUGUGGAAAGUCAUUUGUGUGUAAAGCGCAUCUCCAGACGCACCAGAAGACUCAUACUGGAGAGAAGCCGCACUGCUGCACGGAAUGCGGGAAGCAUUUUAUUCAUAAGUGCCACUUCCUUGAGCACCUGAAGACGCACAGCGAAGACAAACCAUUUAGCUGCAGUGAGAGUGGGAAGAGUUUUACAGACAAAAGAGCCCUUCAGCACCACCAGACGUUUGCCUACAAGAACAGCCUCAAAUUCCAAGAGCGAAUUCUCACCGGGAAGUGGGAAGAGCUUCAUUCAACCCUUCAGCUCAAUCAGUGGCUUCACAGCAAAGACAAGAUAUUCAGCUGCAAGGAGUGUGGGAAGACCUUUGCCUACAAUUACAGCCUCAAAGGCUACAAACAGAUUCACAACGGCGACAAACCCCAUUCUUGUAGUGACUGUGGAAAGAGGUUCAUACGUAAAAACGACCUCCUGCAGCAUCAGACAAUCCACACCGGAGAGAAGCCACACAGUUGCCCCGUGUGUGGGAAAUGCUUCCGAGUGGUCGGCGGACUGCAGGAGCAUUUGGUGAUUCACACCGUGGAGUAUCCGUAUUUCUAUAAGCAGUGUGGGAAAAGGUUCAGACUGAAGGGGAAACUUCAGCAGCAUCAGAGGAUUCACAGUGGGGAGCGGCCAUUUUGUUGCCAAGAUUGUGGGAAGACCUUCAUCUACAGCCAGUACCUUCAACACCACAUGAAAAUUCACACCGGGGAGAAGCCAUACUCCUGUGUUCACUGCGGGAAGAAAUUUACACACAAGUGUAAUCUUCGGCGACAUCAUGUCAUCCAUACAGGAGAGAAGUGGUUCUUCUGCAUGGACUGUGGGCAAGGAUUCACAUAUAAAAGUACCCUGCAAGUCCACCAGAGGAUUCAUACCGGCAAGAAGCCGUACUCUUGUACCGAAUGUGGGAAGAGAUUCCGCGUGUCAAACACUCUGCUGAAGCACAGGAGAAUCCAUGUCAAGGACCUGGCCUCAAACGAGGCAGAGAAGCUUAAACAGCUUGCAGGAGAGUGA
Molecule: messenger RNA, 1251 nt
Organism: Polypterus senegalus (gray bichir)
Lineage: Eukaryota; Metazoa; Chordata; Cladistia; Polypteriformes; Polypteridae
Product: gastrula zinc finger protein XlCGF26.1-like
Exons: 2
Coding region: 1-1251 (416 amino acids)
Biological process (GO): negative regulation of transcription by RNA polymerase II
Molecular function (GO): DNA-binding transcription repressor activity, RNA polymerase II-specific
Source: RefSeq, a predicted model, not a curated record